Molecule: messenger RNA, 2028 nt
Organism: Colossoma macropomum (tambaqui)
Lineage: Eukaryota; Metazoa; Chordata; Actinopteri; Characiformes; Serrasalmidae
Gene: panx3
Product: pannexin 3
Exons: 5
Coding region: 212-1579 (455 amino acids)
Biological process (GO): positive regulation of interleukin-1 production; monoatomic cation transport
Molecular function (GO): channel activity
Source: RefSeq, a predicted model, not a curated record
UGUCUCUCUCUCUGCUGCUGCUCCUGCCCUAUGGGUUCUCCAGAGUCCUAUAACCCCUUUAAUUACCCGGUAACCCUGUUCAGUCCAGCCUCCUGUUUAGUUCAGCCCUCCUCUAGUAUUUAAAGUCCUCGCCAGCACCCCCUUGUCUUCCCUAGCCUCAGGACCAGGUCACUGCUGGAGCCACUGCAUCAGGAGCACUAAAGUCUCGGACAUGUCCAUUGCCAACGCGGCCGCUCAGGCCGUGCUGUCUGAUGCCUUGCUUCGGGACAGCAAUGGAGACAACCGCAUCCGCCACCUGGAACUGGAGCUGCCCUUAGACAAAGUCAUCAAGUUUGUGUCUGUGGGACUUCCACUGCUGCUGGUGUCUUUGGCGUUUGCACGAGAAAUCUCCAUCGGUCCACAGAUUAGCUGUUUUCCUCCCAGCAACUUCACAGUGAAGCAGGCUGCAUAUGUGGACACAUACUGCUGGGACUCGCUGAUGCACCAUGAGUCUGACACAAAUGGAAACUUCGAAGAGCACUCGCUGUGGGUGCACAAGAUAUUCCCCUACUCCUUGCUCAUGAUGGCAAUGAUGAUGUACCUGCCAGCUCUGAUCUGGAAGUUCCUGGCUAUGCCAAGCCUGGGCUCAGACCUGCUCUUCAUCAUCGACGAGCUGGACAAGUCCUACAACCGCUCCGUGCGCUUGGCUCAGAGCAUCCUGGAUCUCAAACAAAAAGCAGAGAACCUGCAGGAUUUCCAGAUGGAGUUGCAGAGAGCCAAGAGGAAACGUUACUUUGAUUAUCCCCUGCUGGAGAGAUACAUGCAGUGCAAACAUGGCUCCUACUUCUUGGUCAGCAUGCUCUUCCUGCGCGGCUUCCUCUUGCUGACCUUCAUGUCCACUGCCUGCCUGUACCUGGUCUACUUCCACCUUUCGGCCUUCCUUCAGGACGAGUUCAGCUGCUUUGUGCGCACCGGCCUUCUCCGGGAGCAGUCGUGGGUGCCGGAGUUGGUCCAAUGUAAGAUGACCAGCCUGAUGGUCUUCCAGGUCAUUAGCGUGGCUAGCGGUGCCAUCUACGUGUUACUAGCUCCAGUCGUCCUCUUCAGUCUGCUGCGCCUCUUCUGCUGGGACACCAACUUACUGUCCCUGUAUGAGGUGCUUCCUGCCCUGGGCCUUGUAAGCGGCCAGAAGCUGGGCUGCCCGCUCAAUGACCUGAACGUACUGCUCCUGUUUCUACGGGCUAACAUCGCACACCUUCGCUCCUAUGGCCGCCUGAGAGCUCUGUGCUCUCUGGCGCCCCCUCAGGUGCAGAAGGGUAAGGGCAUGCUGACGGAAGAUCAGGCUGAGGAGGCAGCUGAGGCUGCCGAGGAGCUGGAGGAGGAGCUGAGGGAGGCCAGGGAGGAGGGCAAGCACAACCUGGUGGACAUCAUGACCGUGCUCGGGGCUGCCAGGGGGAACGUGGUGAACUGUUCUGAAGAGCGCCCUCUGGUGGAGGAGAACAUGACGCUCGGUACAGUUACUCUCAUCUACAUAUUCAAGCGUGUCCUGCUGGUGGGCAUAUUUGUGUACAUCAUAUGGGACGUUCAGAAAAUUUUCACGUAAUCUCUCCCUCAGAUUAUUAAUGCAAGAUAUCAGGGUAUGUUUAGCCGAGGUUUAGCCUAGUUUUAAAAGGCCGGGUAUAUCAAAAGUGGAGAUAAACAGAUUAUUUAGGUUGUCAUGACAUUGAUCAAUGUGAACUUAGAUCUACUUGUGUACAUUGAGUUGUAAAUCAAGUAACAAUCAAUAGUGGCCAGUGCAACAUCUGUCUUAUUGUGUUUUGAUUGCCAUGAAAACAAAUUGCCUCGAGUCAUUUAAGUUGCCUUUUGGUAUAAUUUGUGCAGAAGUAAUACUUUCACUGUUGGGUGGCUCGAAUGAGUGAAGGCAGUUGUUUUCUAUAAGCCUUCUUUUUAAAAACAUCACAUCAGAUUUUUCAGUAUUCAAAUUCUAAAGGAGGCUUUAAAAGAAAUUGGUCCAUGGUAGAAUUGAUACCCCUAACAGCCCUCUCUGUUUUU